AUGAUCACGCCCGGGUGUCGUUUAAUUGAAAGCGGUUUUUUGUGUCGAGAGGAGAUUCAACGGCUCAACAACUUCUUCGCCGAUGAUUUAGUGCUAGGUCACGCAGCAAAAUGGGAGGCUCGUCUCGCGCGCUCGGAAAGCGGAAGUCUCUCGGAAAAUGGCGAAGAAAUAGUUCGUGGAUGUGAUGCGGAACAACCAGUUGGAGCUGAUGAAUGGGAUCCGUUUGAAAAAGAGGACACAGCACCAAAAGCGAUGCGAUCGAAUGAUUGGCUCAGGAAGGUGGAUCUCCAAGCCUACUCGAAUCUCGAUUUCAUCAUGGCCGUUCAUCGACAUCGUUUCGCAUUGUUGACAAAGAGUGCAACGACAUCUCUCUAUGAAAUUGCGCUUCUUUGCGCGCCGAGCUUUUUGAAAGAUGAUUCAGAGAUCACUUGUGCCACAGCUUUCGGCUUGGGAAGCACACGAAAAAGUGAGCGCCUCGAUUGUGUCUGUAUCGCUGUGGGUACAACUGAGGGACAGGUGGCAUUUUACACAGAAAAGGGUACCCUUCUGUUCAUCGAGCGUUUUGCUAACUCGCCGAUUCUCGACGUCUCCUUUGAGCAGUUUAAUGAUGAGCAACAAAUUUGCGUGUCAACGGAAAACGAGGUUUUUCUCAUUCAACCCUUCAGCAUGGUUUCUGUGUUGACACAAGCAAAAACGGCGAUAGCGAUGGGCCAACAGAACUAUCAAGAGCUCUCCGACACUUUGGAGAUUGAGUUAGAAAGAAUUGAGCCGGAGAAUGGCGGGAAUUUCGGCUCGAUCGUCAUCACGGGCACUCAAAAGCCACCAUCAUUUGAUCAAUAUGUCACCGCGUCGACUCAGGAUUUUACGAGACGAGUCGAUCGUCCGGGAUUGCCGAAUUAUUCAACUUUGUUCAUCACUCGACCCGAUAAAUAUUUGGGGGAUUUCGUGUGGCACGAGACUGGGCAAAAGAGUGGAGCGUGGGGGACUGCGGUGAAUCAAGUCGCGAAUAAGGUCAUACCUCAUUUUGGCUUGAGGAAAUUUCUCGGUUGGACAAAGGAUGACACGAGGAAAACGUGGGCGAUUGGGAGAAGUAAAAUGACUGCUUACACGCGAGGAAUUUUGGGUGAAUCACGAGUGGCUGAAUGGUUAGUGAGAGCCCCAGACCGUCCACUCAUUGCCGUCGUCGACAAUCAUGCAAGAGUCCUACUGAUUGAUUACAACUCCCGUCAAAUCGUUCGAAUUUGGAAAGGUUAUCGAGAUGCUCGAUGUCUCUUUAUCACGUCAAAGCAAGACGACAAAACGGCCCUCUUUCUGGUCAUUCAUGCGCCACGGAGGGAUUUGAUCGAAAUUUGGAGUCUACAGAACGGUUUCCGCGUGUCAGCCCGUCACGUGCCAUCGAAUUCCCUCCUGUUGGAUGGUGGUGGGGAAAUGGUGCUGGGAAGUGGAAGUGCCGAACUCUCGUCGACAGCUUUUCUCUUUCUACUCGAUGGUCGUUUUCUAUCGAUCGAGGUUCCAUACAUUUGUGCCUUGGUGAGAACAUCGCACGAGGAUCACGACAAAUUGUAUCUAGCAAAGCUUUCCUCGGAGAUUUUCACUGAUCUCCCCAAAUUCACAAGUGCUUUCGUGGAGUUGAAAACGAUUCGCGGACGACGAGAACUUGUCACGAAUUUGAUGAAUUCCAUGAACUCAUCCACUCAACUAUUACAGUUCAUUGAUGCUCUGGAAAAGAUCGACAGCUCAAUCUCGAUCAACGAUCUUCUCAUUUUCAUUCGACGUUUAUGCACAGAUUAUGAGAAAUUGUCAAGAUGGACGAAUGCGGGCAGAUUAGCGAAGAGGAAAACCUUUUUAAAGUUGUGCCCAACAAUGGAAUUCUCAAAACUUCUUUCGCUGCACAUCGAUUUUGAGAGUGCUCCCGUUUCCUCGACUCGAUCGAGUUUCGCCGAUUUUCUCGCAAUCAUCAACGCGCAAACGGGCUCCACCACUUCACAACUGAGAAAAUUAUCGGACAAAGAAUUGCAUGCCUUCGCUCAUUUGAUCUUCGACGGGUUUAUGCUGGGAAAGCAACCGUUCGAUGAACUCUUUGGAGUACUUAACGAGCUCCCAUUUGAUACGGAAAAUCUGGCGUGGCUCUUGUCCCAAUGGUGGGUGCAUUCGUCUGGUUUACCGACGCUGAGAGUCAUCGUUUCACUGAUACUCCUUAUCACAAAAUUCAUCAAUCUUUCACCCAAUUGCUUGGAGACUUUUGAGAAAGCUUUGCUCGAAUGUGAAAAAAUCGAUCAAUCGAUUGCCCUUUAUGCUGUCUUGAUCAUGAUUCGAUGCAAUCAAAGGAAAGAAAUCAUUGAAGAGCUUUCUGAGGCGAGAAUUCACAAUGAAGUCGUGAAAGAGGCACAGCCACAAGAUGUCAAUUUGUUCUAUCAUGAUGCUCAGUCAACGAUUUACGAAGAAACCGAUGACUUACCACCAGUGGAUCUCGAAGGCUCAAUAGAAGAACGAUUAUUGAAGAAAGGAGUGGCAGAUGAGGAGAUUGAGGAAACAAAUGAAUGGGAGAUAGACAUGGUCGAGAAUGAGACUGUCUUUUGUUGGCUACGUGCCGGCCACGUGUUGAGCUUACUCGAAAAACUCGGUGAUCCCAUCGAAAAGCAGUCUUUUUCGCGUCUAUUCGCCAGUGGAAUGGGUUAUUUCACUGAACAGCUAGCUAAAUACGUGUUGAUUCGUGGAGAGAACGCAGCGGAACUCGUCAAUCUACUCGAGGCUCUCCUCGUGAAUCCAUCAAAUGCACCGAUUCUCUGUGAGCUUCUCAAAACUCUCCCAAUCUCUUUGGAAAUCGAUCGAAUUCGAAGCGAAUCCACAUGGGAAGCGAUGAGCUUGUGGAUCAAGAAUAAGCAGGAUUUUGAAUAUUUGGAGCAAUUUUGCGACUUUCUCCCAACAAUUGAAUGCGAUCGUUUACGCCAUGGGAUUUGCCGCCUCGCUUGGGAUACACAUUUAGGAGAACUCUUCAAGGAAACAGCUCAAAUAUUUGACAAAACAGGAAGAUCGCUGAAAGAUCGAGAGGCUCGCAAACAUAUUGGCAUCACUGAUAUGCAAUUGCCGAAAUUUCUGUCCGCUUCGCUUUUGUGUCUCCGAGAAUUGCUCUCCUCAGUCAAAGACUCACCACCGCCACUACAAAUUGAACAUGAAGAAUGGUUGAAGACUUCUUUCACCAAACCGGCCAUCAAUUUCCAUCAAAUCACUUCAAGGGCUUCCCUCUGUGAGACAAUCUCUCGACAGGGUUUAGUCAACUAUCACCUCGUGCUACAUCAUCUACAUUUGGCUAUGGUUUUGAGGUUACAACACGAGGCGCUCGAUCGUUGUCAUGUGAUUAGAAAUCUUUUCUGCGAUAAAGGACAAAGAGCUUUCUUUUUACCGUUCACUUCUCAUCCAUUGCUACCACUUGCAAAAGUCGAUGAGACGAUUAUUGAGAGGAGACGUUUGUGGAUUGAAAAGGUGAGUGAAACGGUGGACGAGGAAACGAUUGAGCUUGCCCGGGAAUUGUGUCAAGAAUGGAAUCUCGGAGUGAACGAUGUGAUUGUUGGAGUGGCAACGAGGCUGCUUCGAGAGGGGAAAGACACCGAUGCGAGUCGAGAAAUCGCUAGUCUCACUCAUACGGAGAGAAUGGCAAGAAAGAUGUGCUCAAUUCUGGCAGCAAGAGUGCUUCGAUUGUCCGCUGAAAAGGGAGCGACUGUGCAACAGACAACGGAGAGACAACUUCGAUCGCUUGCCGGUGAUGAGAUGACAAGAGUCUCCCUAGAAGAAAUGAAUGUGAAUGGAUGGGAGAUAUCGAUUAAUUCCUUGGGCAGAGUGGCCGCUUCAAUUCAUCUUCCCGAUCUGAUCGCUCGCGAUUUUAAAGAGAUCAACUCGAUUUGUCAACAGAAUUUCUCGAUUCGUUUUUGG
Mesorhabditis belari is the source of this 3930-nucleotide messenger RNA. NCBI's taxonomy places the organism in Eukaryota, Metazoa, Nematoda, Chromadorea, Rhabditida, Rhabditidae. The record is from the annotation of a GenBank genome assembly.